CUGGGGUGUAACCCAUCCCAUCCGGCUAGUUGCAGUGCCCUCCAUGCUGCCCAUCGACGCCAAUAUCAGAUUCACUGACAGCAAAGCACCCACGCCCAACGCCUUAUCUUCGUAGCAUGACGGAGCGCAGAGCCUCCACAGAAGGCUUCCCCGGCCUCAAUCGCUCUCAAAUUUCAGCCCUACAGGCCCCUCGCACCCUCCCCAGCGGUCUUUCCACUAGCACUGCGUCGAACUCUACCACUCCUGUACCCCGGAGACGUUCGUUGAAGAGCAAUUUCCGCCCAGAGGAACCCGCACACCCAGCAUCUCUAAUUGGGCCUGAUGUAGAUAACGCUGAGCCCCACAAGAACAAGCAAGGACGAUACACCCCUCGCAAGACCUCCAGAGAGGCCUCUCCGCGCAAAUCGACGUCCCCGAGACCAUCUACAUCCGAGUCGGAGUCGCGGGAAAAGGAUAUUGCUGGAUAUCUCCCGAAGCUCAGCCGGAUACUGGAAGGGAAAGAGAACGUCCAACAGCGACGUCAGAAGAGUUCCUCGGCUGGCAUCAAGGAUACAGCAAUACCACGUCGUAGUAGAGCUGUCGAAGAUGAUAGUGUAGUGGCUCGUCGUGCCGCCCGGCAGAAGCAAAGCAUACUCCAGCGCCGCGCUGAUACAAUUUCCAAUCUCGCCAACCCCUCCAUGCUCUCGCUUGUGUCAGAUCUCACAAACACUUCUAAUACGUCAAGUGGGAGCAACUCAACCGUGACUCAAAAGUCCUACGACAGAUCUAGCAUAUCGAAACGCAGACUGUCCAAGGAACGUCGACGCAUUGAAACGAAGACCGCCUCAGCCACCCCUAACACUAUGGACGCGUCUUCAGGAGAGCCCAGCGUGUUUAAAUACAUGCAAGCGAAUGUGACUUCGGCACAACCCCAAGCCAGCGAUGACCGGCCUACGUCGUCAUCCUCGUCGUCUUCAGCGUCAACUGUGUUGUCAGAUAACGACGAUGACGGCGUAGACUCUUCGAAUGCUGAUGAGCCUGAGAUCGAGUCACCAAUGACGUCCCCACCCAUGUCGUCUAGAAAAUUAGUGCACGACGAAGGUGUCCAUCGAGAGCGAUUCAGGAGUGAUUCUGGCAUCUCAGUGCGGGACAGUAGUCCAGAUUCAGCUGAGCAUGCUCAUAAUACUCACCAGCCGUCCGUGCACGACCUAGAAGAGGAGGAGGAAGAAGAUGAAGAGGAAGAAACCGAAGACGACGAAGAGAGCGACGGUGACGGCAGCGACGAAGAGGGCCACGAUGCAUCUCACACGACCGCGCUGCAGAGAGUCCCACCCCCUGUUGCCCCUGCGACAUCACCUUCAGAACGUCAUAGGGCGGGCUCCCAUGACCGCCAUCACCGACGACUGAAAGACCGGGAAGAGGAGCUACGGCAACACGUUCUGCAAAGCCCACAGCCCCAUUCUAACUUCCAAUUCUUUGGCGACCCCUCCCCACAUCCUCGACCAGCACUCCCACUAAUCGACCCUCAUGCCCAUUAUGACGCCGCCUCAGUUUCGAUGUAUCCACAAGCCCCUCAAGUGCCACCGUGGUCGUCGCCAGCCGCCCAGCCUUCAUCAGUUGCCUAUUAUCCACCCCCACAAGCCCCUUACCCACCCUCACAAGCCCACGUUGACAAUGCUUAUGCAAUGAGCCCAGGGGGUUCCAACAGCAUGCUUGUGCCGCCUCCGCCUUUCCAUUAUGGACAAGCGCCACACUAUCCAACCGGGCCGGAUCUCACCAAAACAACUCUGGUAGGGUAUGAGCUGCUGGCUGAUAAGCUAUCUGAACGCCCCAAAGAUGACGCGUCAGAAGCAACGAGAGUGACACCCAUGUAUCGCAAGUUCGAGAACCUCAAUCACCGCGUCCUUUUACAUGUGCAAGACGAGAUCUCGGAGCUCGAGGAAGAGCUGAGGUAUCUGGAUGAAUGCAUUGCGCAGAUGACGCCGCCAGGCGAAGAGGGGCACAUUAUGCCUGCAUCUCGGCGGGUAGAGGCACGAUACGGCGGAGAACUGCAUUACCGACGAACGGACUGCUUGGGCAGGAUUUACAUGAAACUGGGCCAAUACAAUCAGGCGCUUUCCUCAUACAGCACAAUGAUGAAGGAACUAGACCCCGCAAGUGCGGAUGACAUCCAGGCGUACCAUUCGUGGAUGGAGCGUCACGCGCCUGUCGACAAGGCCGAGUCGCGCUUUUUGGAGCACAGGAACGAUCUCCUGGCGAUAGCCCGCCGCAGGCGAUCGUCUGCGGGCGUCGUUGGUGGCGCGGGCCCAGUGGAGUCCGCAGCGCUGGGCCUCCCGUUGAUGCUGGUACUCCUGAUACUCCCCCUCAUGGCGUUUGCGGUGAUUCCGGGCUUGCUGGGCAGGCUGUUCAUCAUUGUGCUUAUCGGGCUGGGCCAGGCGGCGGUUGUCACACAGACGGACCUCGUGGGUAUUAUGGCGAUUCGCGAGUGGGCGAAGUGUGGUUCAAUGUGAGUGCUCAGAUUUUCCUGUUUAUUGGACCGGGGACUGGCCGGGAGGAGGAUGGAGAGCAUGUGUGCCUCUCGCUCGCCACCGUGGAGUGUGGCGAAAGCAGAGAAACAUUCACUACA
This is a messenger RNA of Mytilinidion resinicola, 2605 nucleotides long. RefSeq lists its product as uncharacterized. The transcript is spliced from 3 exons. The record is from RefSeq and is a predicted model, not a curated record. The coding region runs from base 117 to 2489 and encodes 790 amino acids. NCBI's taxonomy places the organism in Eukaryota, Fungi, Ascomycota, Dothideomycetes, Mytilinidiales, Mytilinidiaceae.